Gamsiella multidivaricata is the source of this 1310-nucleotide messenger RNA. RefSeq lists its product as uncharacterized. The record is from RefSeq and is a predicted model, not a curated record. Bases 398 to 1270 code for a protein of 290 amino acids. The transcript has 3 exons. NCBI's taxonomy places the organism in Eukaryota, Fungi, Mortierellomycota, Mortierellomycetes, Mortierellales, Mortierellaceae.
AGAAAAGGACAAGUCGUGUAAUGCAUUUAUGCAAUCAAUAUCCAAAGCUGGGUGUAGGACACUCCUAUCGCACGCUACACUGCUAGACUACUAGUGUCAUACUAACUGUGCCCUGUCCCUUUCUCCCCCACUACGAUUCUCGUCGGUAUAAAAGCAUCAGCAGGUGCGCACUCUUAUCCGCCCGUUUUCUCACCCUCUUUUCUUCUUCUCCUCAACGAUUUGAAAGGCAGUUGCUCCGAAGAUCGUCUUUACUUCUCCCCCUCUCUCCCCUUUCUCCUGCACCCCGUACACGUUCGCUCCUUUGCAUCCCUUGCCCACUCCCGCUGUCUUUUGCUGUGCCCUUGUAUCACUGAUACUCCCGUCUUCGACAUUUCCGCCUAUUCGCCUAUUCAAUCCAAUGGACACCUCAAAUCCCAUCGACAGUACAGGGUCAUAUUUUGACCUUGUCAAACCUAUCAGCAUUCCAAAUAUCACCUCAUUUCACCACGAGCCAGACAUAGAUGGGAUCUUGCCAGACCAAGUCUAUUUAUUGACAUCUUUCCGCCCAAAACACUUCUUCCAUCUCUCAUCACUGCACGCGACCACGCAUGUAUUAGACACAGUAGACAAGGAUGUCCUCCCAGAGUACCUACAGUCCUUCCAUGACUCUGGCAUCAGCAGUGCUAGAUUGAAGCGAUUUAACUGGCUGCAUCCAAGGAAUUACUCUGGCGACGGAUCCCUCAGCGAUGAUUACGCCCUGUCGGCCUAUGGGACGAGUGUCUCCUCCCCUCGAGGCGAAGCAUGGGAGAUUGUCGAUCGUGGGCCUAGGAAAAGCAUCGAUGAGUUGUGGGACGAAGUAUUCGAAUAUCAGCAGCGGAUAAAGCUGCUCGAAGAGGUCCAUCAAGCACAGGCGGCGGCGGCUGCUCAAAGGCAAUACCCAGAUCUUGAUCAAAUCGAAUGUAGUCAAGAACGGUUACAGCGACAAGUAAGAGGAGGAGGCGGCGAAGAUACCUCCGAUCGGGUGUGGCCCGAAUAUGGUGACGGCUCCGAGACAUGCUACACACCUUGUUCGUCCACGAUGUCCGGGUCGGGCCUGUCGACGGUCGCACCAAGUCUUGUUUUGUUCGCUACAAAGACCAUGGCCACGUUGGGUCAAACUCCGAUGAAGAUCACCUCAGGGACGCUGACACAGAUCGAUAGAACGACCGUCUAUGCCUCCCGAAAGGGAGUCCGAUCCGACCGCGGAUCUGCUCUCCACCUGCUGCACUCGACCUUUGGCGCCUUCGCGUGAAAAAAAAAAGUAAUACAUGCAUGCGAGGGGGACGUAUACA